Molecule: messenger RNA, 1935 nt
Organism: Pichia kudriavzevii
Lineage: Eukaryota; Fungi; Ascomycota; Pichiomycetes; Pichiales; Pichiaceae
Exons: 1
Coding region: 1-1935 (644 amino acids)
Cellular component (GO): cytosol
Molecular function (GO): mRNA binding
Source: RefSeq, a predicted model, not a curated record
AUGUCACAAGGAAAUAAAGAGGUAAAUCCUCAAUUCCAGAAUCAAGAACAGGAAUCAGAAAAUGAACAAAAGCGUUCAAGUGCAGAUUCUCCGGAAUUUAAACCUUCUUCACCGCUUUUGACGGAUUCUACUUCAUUGAAUCAAGUUGAAAGUAAUUCAUCCUUACCGAAUCCUGAGGGGACUUCAUCAGCGUCCUUACCUUCUGAUUUUCUCACAUCAGUUGUUCCACUUCCACAACCGCCUGAAAAUCCAGCAAACACCGUUCCUCCGAAAACAUUAUGGAUGGGUGAUUUAGAGCCUUGGUGGGAUGAGGGGUUUAUCAAGAAUGUUUGGGCUAAGCUAGGCAAGCAUGUUGAGGUCAAAGUAAUUAAACCCAAACAUAAUUUGUUGAUGCAUCAGCUGGCUAAAACCAAUGGCCAAGGGACUGUUAAUCACUCUGGAUAUUGUUUCAUCGAAUUUGAUUCUCCUGCAUUGGCAACAGAAGCUCUCUCUCUAAACGGCACGAUUAUUCCAGAUACAAAUAAUAAAAGUUUUAGGUUGAAUUGGGCACCUGCGGCAACCCUUGAUUCCCAAAUUGCCUUGACACCUGAAUACUCAUUGUUUGUAGGUGAUCUAUCUGCCAAUACUACAGAGGCACAUUUGUUGGCAUUGUUUCAAUCCCAUUUUAACUCAGUCAAAACAGUGAGAGUUAUGACUGAUCCGUCUUCCGGUCUCUCUAGAUGCUUUGGUUUUGUCAGGUUUAGCAAUGAAGAUGAAAGACAAAGGGCAUUAGUUGAAAUGAAUGGUAAAUGGCUAGGCGGUAGGCAAAUCCGUGUCGCUUUAGCUUCUCCUAAGCAUCAAAAUAAUCAAUCAGGAAUGAGAAAUUUCAGGCAGCAACAGCAACAGGAACAACAGAACCACCAACAGCUACAACAGGGAUAUUCCCCAAGUGUUAGUCCACAAUUUAUAAGGGGUAAUCUAAGUGUACCUCCGAACAAUGAUUUCAAUGAUCCCACAAAUACGACUGUUUUCGUUGGUGGCUUAGCCAAUGGAUUGAAUGAAGAUACAUUAUUAGCGUUGUUUGAACCUUUUGGUUCUAUUGUUAAUAUCAAAGUUCCACCAGGAAAGGGAUGUGGGUUUGUUAAGUUCUCCAAAAGAGGCGACGCUGAACAUGCGAUUGAAAGUAUGCAAGGUUUUGUAAUUGGUGGUUCUCGUGUCAGACUAAGUUGGGGAAGACCAAGCAAUAAAAACAUGAGAAGAAUGUCUCAGUUAACAUUACAGCAACAACCAAUUCAUCAGAUGUAUAUGCCUAACAUGGUUGAUAUGAGUAACAUGAACAACCCUAAUAUAAGGUAUGGCAAUUUAACUGGAAUACCUGCACAAGAUAUGGGAUUUCCUAAUAUUGCUCCUCCUCCUUUGCACCCACAUUCCCAUCAUCAUGGUCAUCCACAUGUGCCACAGCCAAUUCCAAUGCCAUCACAUCAUGGGGGUGAAUUGGCUGAUUCUAAAGAUGGAAAUUUGAGCAAUCAGAUUCCAAAUAUGACAAUGUUUAGUCCAUUGCCUUCGUCUACCUCUCAAGGCCAGCCAAUGAUACCUGCUCCAAUGUAUGAACUGUCACCACAUGGUAAUAUGGGAGCAAUGUUUCCAGGCGAUCAAGUACCCCAAUCAAUGGGCGAAUCAGCAAUGCCUCAUGGAAUGGCUGGUAUGCCAACAAAUAUGCCACCACCUUUUAUCUACGAUCCCUAUCUGGGAGGUAUGGUACCACAAAAUUCUGAAACUCAAUAUCAUCAUCAGCCGCCACCACCACCUCCAGCAUCUAUUACAGGAGGUCACACAACUGGCCAGUACAUGUAUGUUCCACAGCAAGUUAUCAUGCCCAAUCACGAGAAAGUAGAAAUUGUUGACGAGAGGAACAGGGAAGAUUCCAAUACAAACGGAAGUACAGGUGGUGACUGA